Enterobius vermicularis (human pinworm) is the source of this 594-nucleotide messenger RNA. NCBI's taxonomy places the organism in Eukaryota, Metazoa, Nematoda, Chromadorea, Rhabditida, Oxyuridae. The record is from the annotation of a GenBank genome assembly.
AUGGGAGUUUCCUGGGUUUUUGAAUACGACAAAAGUACAAGUGCCAUUGAAAGAGCUUUAUUGGCACAGGGUGCGAAGGAAGUUGGUGUUUUUACCGUAGAUUCGACCCCGUACAAGCCUGAAGAUAAGGUGCAGGGUGUGAUUAACCGUUUAUUCAUAUUGCACCACAGCAACUACCCUCAGUCUACAUUUGUUAUAGCGCCUCAUGAGAAGCACGUUUACCCCAGAGCAGUUUGCGAUCGAGGUUUUGAUUUAAUUCUUGCCAAACUGAGUUCUGGCUUGGUGCAAGAUACCGCUGGCAAAUUUACAGUUUCUGGAAAGGAAUUUCAGUUAGUUGAUUUUUUUGUACGAUUUGGACCAGCCACGAUGGGGGUUACGUCAAAAGGUGUGGUCGUUGAAGUCGAUUAUGGCCCGAGUUGCAUAGCAACUCAGUGCUCUAAUAUGCUUUCAGAGUUCAUAGAAGACUUCUUCCCUGAACAGUCGCAGAAAAAGCCAACUGUUUUGCAAAAAAUUCAAUCUGAACCUUACGUAACAUUAGACACGAUGACUCAGUAUUUAGAAAUAUUUAAUACAUUACGCAAAAAGCCAUCAUAA